Varanus komodoensis (Komodo dragon) is the source of this 4747-nucleotide messenger RNA. It is a transcript of the gene DCLRE1C, whose product is annotated as DNA cross-link repair 1C. Gene Ontology annotation, molecular function: damaged DNA binding; 5'-3' DNA exonuclease activity. The transcript is spliced from 14 exons. Lineage: Eukaryota; Metazoa; Chordata; Lepidosauria; Squamata; Varanidae. The record is from RefSeq and is a predicted model, not a curated record. Bases 25 to 2187 code for a protein of 720 amino acids. Gene Ontology annotation, biological process: interstrand cross-link repair; double-strand break repair via nonhomologous end joining; protection from non-homologous end joining at telomere.
UCGACGGAGGAAUUGCGCAGCGCCAUGAGCAGCUUUGGUGGGACCAUGCGGGAAUAUCCGCACUGCUCCAUAGAUCGUUUCGAUCACGAGAAUCUGCAAGCCCGGGCUUAUUUCCUGUCCCACUGCCAUAAGGAUCACAUGCAAGGACUGAGAGCCCCUUCCAUGAAAAGAAGAUUGGCAUGCAGCUUGACAGUUUGUUUGUACUGCUCACCAGUGACAAAGGAGUUGCUACUGAGUAAUCCACGAUAUAAAUUUUGGGAGAAUCACAUUGUUGCCCUUGAAGUUGAAACUCCAACACAAAUUUCUCUAGUGGAAGAAGCAUCUGGUGAGAAAGAAGAUGUAGUUGUAACACUUCUGCCAGCUGGACACUGCCCAGGAUCCGUCAUGUUUCUGUUCCAAGGUGAAAAUGGCACAGUGCUGUAUACUGGGGAUUUCAGACUUGCCAGCGGUGAAGUGGCCCGAAUGGAACUUCUGCAUUCAGGGAGCAGAGUGAAAGACAUCCAGAGUGUGUAUUUAGAUACCACUUUCUGCGACCCCCGAUUUUAUCAGAUACCAAGCCGGGAAGAAUGUAUGAAGGGCAUACUAGAGUUAGUACGAAGCUGGAUCACUUUAAGUCCCUACCAUGUGGUAUGGCUGAACUGCAAAGCGGCAUACGGAUAUGAGUAUUUAUUCAUCCAUCUCAGUGAGGAGCUUGGAGUCAAGGUACAUGUGAAUCACUUGGACAUGUUUAAGAACAUGCCAGAAAUCCUCUACCAUGUCACUUUAAAUCGGUACACCCAGAUUCAUGCAUGUCGCCAUCCAAAGGAUGAUGAAUUCUUCAGGAGAAACAAAUUGCCUUGCGGAACAACUUCCCAGAAUGGAAAACAGUUGCAUAUAAUUAGUGUCAAGCCAUCCACAAUGUGGUUUGGGGAAAGGACAAGGAAAACCAAUGUAAUAGUGAGGACGGGGGAGAGUUCAUACAGAGCUUGCUUUUCAUUUCACUCUUCGUUCAGUGAGAUCCAGGAUUUCUUGAAGUAUAUUUGCCCGGUGAACGUGUAUCCCAAUGUGAUUCCAGCGGGUGCAACAGAAGACAGAGUUCUAGAAAUCUUAAAGCCGUUCUGCAGAAUGUACAGCAAAAAUAACGUGCCAAAGUACAAACCUCUUGGAACACUGAAAAGGACCAGAGUCUUGGAGUUUACUGAUGCAGAUGGAGGUGGUGAUGAUGAUCUCUUUGAUACUGAACUAGUUCCUCUAAAAUGCAAGAUUCCAAAACUGUUGGCAAAGACUACAUCCUCUCAGAAUAAGCUUCUUCCCAAAUACCAUCAAGACAGUAAUACAAGUUGCUUUAGGGCAUUUUCCAUGCCUAUGUUGAAAGUAGAUUUCAUAGAGUGUGAAGAAGCCAAUGAUGAGGAUGAGGAUGAGGAUGAGGAGGAAGAAUCUAAAAUAGUUUCAGAUGAAAUUCUUCCACGUAAUGCCGAUUCCGCUGCUGUCUUGCAAAAUACAGGACUGGUCUGUUCAGAGCCCACUUGCAAGCAAAAUGAGAACCAGCAGCAGUCUGAUUUGCAAAUACCAAAGUGGGAUGCCUUCUUUAAGUGUCAUAUGGAAGAUACAGACACCUUUGAACAUGAGGACAAUGCUCCACCUGUUACAGAUUCAAGUGAGCCCCAGUCCCCCAACCUUUACAGUGACAAUGAAGACUUGAGUGACUCUACUCAUAUCUCUUCCCAGAACUCUUCCCAGUCAACACACAUAUCGGAACAAGAGAGUCAAGGGUGGGACAGCCAAAUGGAUACUGUACUUAUUUCCUCACAAGAACGAAGGAUUCUCGAGCUCAGCUCUUUCAAGAGGGGACUAGACAGAGCGAUGUUCUUUGCAUCUCAUCUCUCUCCUGGGGAAAGCAAAAUGGACUUGCAAAGUGGCAGGCCUUGGGAGCAGGGUGUCCCUUCUUCCAACAAGAUAAGCUCAGAGUGCAAGGCCAAGGUCCAGGAGGUGAGCAGAGCAGCACCUACUCUGACACACAGUGUACAGACACAAUCAGCACCUGAGAGGUGCAAAGAAGAAAGCUGCACACUUGGCCCUGAAGCUCAGCAGGAUUCUCAGAGCUCUUCUGACUUUGAAGUCCCCCCCACCCCUGGGGCAGAGGUUCCUAAAGCAGACCAACUGUGCAACCUGUAUAUAAAGCUGGCAGCAGGAGAAAGCCUGAACUGACUGGGAAACAAACCAAAAGCCCUUCAUUUCUUUCCUAGCAGUCAGCCUGCUUAAAUCAUGUAUUCUAACCAGUGACCCAUGUGCAAUUCGAGUUUGUGCCUUUGAACCUGAUGGCACGUAUGGCUUCCUGGGAUCUUCGUCUUGCAUACAAAGUCACUCUUCUUGCAGUUAAUUUUUAAUAGGAAUGCACUACAUUCACCUAUUAAAAGACUUAAAGAGAAAAUAGUGGUCUAACCAAAAACAAAUUGCACACUGUAAUUCAGAGUUCCAGAAAAGAAACCAGUAACGUUCUAGUAGUUAAAAACAAAAAAAACCCUAAGCAGAAUGAUUGCAGAAACCAGUUUUGGUAAUUUGUAUACAGAUCAUAUCUUCCCAUAGCGAAACACUGAAAUUUCAAAUUCUGUCUCUAUAGUAUAUAUGUAGCAGGUAUUUGUCUUUAUUUUAUAAAGUUUUAAAUAUUUUAAGGAACACAUUUUAUACUCAUUCAGGUUUGUGUGUAUCUUUAGUUCAGAUUUGUGGUUCAAAACCUUAUUGUUUAAUGUUCUCCAAAGGGAGUUAUGCAUUCGUGAAAAGGGACACUUUUUGUGCACAAAACUUUUAAUUAUUUGAAGUAUACCCCAUUGACCCAAGAAGAGGGUACAUAUUGCAUAUGUGAAAAAACUGGCAUGGGACAGUGAAAAAGGGAUUACUGGGCAAAGUAUAGAACAGGCUCUGUUCUAUAAUUUCAAUGGGAGAAUUAAGAAUGUAAAAUGCUUAACUUCAGUUAGAUUAUGCCUGUUCUCAAAACUAAGGUGAAUGUGGAGGCAGACAGGAAUAUGUCACUGAGUAUGUUUGCAGGAAUAAGCAGUGAGAUGAUGCUGAAUUAUUUUUUAAAGGGGAUUGUAAAGAACUUCAAAAGAUCUCUCCUAAGGGGGAGAAUGGACAGUGAAAUGGCAAAUGCAGUUCAAUUUAAGCAAGUGGAAAGAAGAUUGGUUAAAAAAAAAUCUAAUUCCACAUAUCCGCUGACCCGUCAGAUCCAAGCUGGUGAUGACUGAGCAAGUGCAUUUCAGGUUGUAGUGAAUGCUUCAAUGAAAAUGUCAAGCUAGUGUGUGGCUGCUGUGAAGUGAGGCAAAUUCCAUGCUGGGUAUAUUAGAAAGGAAUUGAAAAUCUGCCCUACCAACUUAACCACCAUUAUCUAGGAAGAAAGGCCAAGUGCAAAUCAAUACUUAAGAAGUUUAGCUCAGGGUAAGCCUACCUAGUGACUUUUGUGUAAUGGCAAUAAAAGGCUUUGAAACCAAGUGUUACUAAAAAUGUUUGUAUGCAGGAGAUACAAGAAACAAUCUUUUAUUACUAUUCACAGUAACAAAUACUCAAAUUAUACUUUCUAAUACACACUGUUCAUAAAAUAAUUAAUCCAGUUUGACAACACCACAAAUAAUGUAGCCUGCCUUUAUUAUUUCCACCUACCUUAUCCACAGUUAAGAAACUUUUGGUUUCCUUUGGCUGCAACUUGGUCAUUUGACUUGUGAGUUGGCUGUGAUUGAGUGAUACAUUUUUAUGCAGUUCUUUUAGGGGGUAUAUUAUUAAAUACCACAUAUGUUGUCAGCUACCUCUUAUACAAUGAUCAACUUUCCUCUUUUCAAAUGUCACCUGCAGCUUUGUAUUUUCAAUGCUUCUUGACAAUUAUGGGAACUUAUGGCAUCUUCCAAUUACAAUCUUUGUUUAAACAAGUACUCAAGAAACCACAAGCUCUUCCAAAUUAAAACUAUGAGGCCAUUUCCACAGUAAUGGCUUCACAUUUUCCAGUAUCUUGAUCUGUGCAGGUAAUAUGUAAUGACCCAUCCCUAAGGAAAAAAAAGAAAGGUACUUUUAUAGCACAAACAUCUGAAAACUAGAAAGCCAUCUGUAUGCAAAGUCUUCAGAAGUGAAAUCAGUGUGUGCAUUUAUCAUCUUAUGCCUAGUCAUACAGGAAGGCCCUAUUCAGCACUGGUUCCCCUCCCUCUGCCAUUACAGAAAAACUGACAUCAUUCUGGGAAGAAUAAUGCUACUAGAAUUCUCUGAUACAGCCUUGCAACAGCGGACAGGUGUGGGAAAUCUCAGAACUGCUGCUGCCUACAAAGUGUAGUCCACUCUGUCAGUCCUAAUUGAUUGUGUAGAGAAGUGGGACCCCAGAAAGCAGUACACCAGUUACAAGAAUGAUGUCUAACAACUGACUGGAGCAUGAAGAACCAUGCUGUCUCAGAUGUUUCAAAAGUCUGGGAAAUGUAUUCAAUUUCAAGAGAGGAGGACUGAGCAAAAAGAGAACAGCUGUUUCCUCAUGCCCAAAUAUCUUACUUGGAUUUUUCACUGCAACAUUUUGGAAAUACGUAUGAUUACCAACACUCUGGACUAGAAAAAUCAUCAAAUUCUUCGGGAUUUGUAAUUUGUAUGCAAUUAAUGUAUUGAACCUGAGUAGUAUUUUUGUUUCUCAAUACCUUUUCAUUGUAAGAACAGUUAGUAUAUCAUGCAGACCGUCUUCCUUUACAUCUAAAUCCUGAAGUACAAUCUGUUCGAAAAUAAAGAAAAAUAUUGAAAUACUUUA